Messenger RNA from Eriocheir sinensis (Chinese mitten crab), 1379 nucleotides. Its product is annotated as putative nuclease HARBI1. NCBI's taxonomy places the organism in Eukaryota, Metazoa, Arthropoda, Malacostraca, Decapoda, Varunidae. The coding region runs from base 357 to 1379 and encodes 340 amino acids. The transcript has 3 exons. The record is from RefSeq and is a predicted model, not a curated record.
UCCCUCAUGGCGUCUCACAUCUUUGCCUUCUUUUCUUCUCUUUCUCUGUCUUUCUUUUCCCGUACACCUUUUCCCUCGUUUCCUUCAUUUCUCUUUCUUUCUCAGUGAGGCCGGUACUUAUAAAAGUUCAUAGCGCUAUGAAUUUUUCAUAAACCUUCAAAAUGGCGGAUAUUUUUCAUAAAUAUUUCAUAAGCAGUUCAUAAGCCUUAAGAAAAAUUCAUAAGCGUUAAGAAAAAUUCAUAUGGUAAGACAGCGCGAGAGGUGUCAUACGAGCUUAUGAAAUUUUCAUAGGUACAAAGGACUGACUCUUCAACGGGUCACAUGUACAUGAAGGUUAAGAUCAAGAUCAAGGCAUCAUGGCUGGACAACAACAACAAGCCCGUGUACGUCAGCCAAGGGAAAGGAGAGACGUCCUGAAUGAACUGAGUGAUACAGAACUGAUCAGAAGGUACCGACUUGAUCGUGCUGGCAUUGUUUUUGUGACAGACUUGGUGAGGCCCGUGUUACUGAGACCAACGGCGACCAACAAGGCUCUCACUCCCGAGCAUAAAGUUUUAAUAACCUUAAGGUACCUAGCGACGGGGAAAAUGCAGCUCUGUAAUGGUGAUGACUUGGGAGUGUCCCAACAGACAGUGAGCAGGGUCAUCACGGAAACACUGGACGCCCUAAGUGCCCCACACAUACUGAAAAGAUUUAUAAAGUUUCCCGCCAAUCAAGAUCUCCAGCAAAAAAAGACAGAAUUCAGGGACGUUGCUGGCUUUCCUGAAGUGGUUGGUGUUAUUGAUGGAACUCACAUCAGAAUUAUGAGACCAAGACAGUUUGAGGCAGAAUAUGUAAACCGCAAGAAAUACCAUAGUAUAAAUGUGCAGGUGGUUUUCGAUGCCAAAUACAAGAUUACUGACUUAGAAGCGAAGUGGCCAGGCUCAGUUCAUGAUGCACGCAUUUUGAAUGAAAGUGGGCUCAAGAGGAUGUUCGAGACUCGUGCUGUUCCAGCUGGAUGCCAUCUGCUUGGGGAUAGUGGGUACGGUAACAAAACUUGGCUGCUGACACCAUAUCUGCGACCUCAGCAUGAAUACCAGCUAGCCUACAAUAGAGCUCACAAGAAAACACGGAGUAUUGUGGAGAGAGGAAUUGGCCAGUGGAAGCGAAGAUUUCAUGUUCUCCACAGUGAAAUUCGUGUAACUCCCCCGGGGAAAGUAUGUAAGAUUAUUUUUGUCUGUGCUAUGUUGCACAACAUAUGCAAAGACAGAAAUAUUCAAAUACUUUUGGAGGGUGGUGAAGAACAUGGCCAACCACAAGCAGAGGACAACAUCCAGAUGGCUGCCGGAGAGGAAAAUGACAACAAUGGUGGUCAUGCCGAGCUCCCUGCAGGUUAUUAG